GUGGGCAGAAGUAGGGCAGCGCAUAGGGGGGGGGGGUGCGAGCGAGCUGCGAGACGGCAGUGCGCAGGCUGCUAGGGGCGGUGUAGAGGAAGCAAUAGGUGACGCGCGGGCUGCAUGGGGGGGUGGCAAGCGGGCCUUAAGCGGGCGGCGAGCGGGCAGCAGAGGGUGCUGGCGGGCUGAGACAGGCGGCUCGCGGGCGGAAGAGGCGGCUGGCGGGCCAUUAGCAGGCGGCGCGCGGGUGGCAGGGGCAGCUGGCGGGCCGAUAGAGGGCGGCGCGCAGGCAGCAGGGGUGGCUGGCGGGCCGCUAGCAGGCGGCGCGCGGGCGGCAGGGGCGGCGGGCGGGCCGUAG
This is a messenger RNA of Closterium sp. Naga37s-1, 349 nucleotides long. NCBI's taxonomy places the organism in Eukaryota, Viridiplantae, Streptophyta, Zygnematophyceae, Desmidiales, Closteriaceae. The record is from the annotation of a GenBank genome assembly.